This is a messenger RNA of Paramecium pentaurelia, 213 nucleotides long. The record is from the annotation of a GenBank genome assembly. NCBI's taxonomy places the organism in Eukaryota, Ciliophora, Oligohymenophorea, Peniculida, Parameciidae.
AUGGACAAUAUUUAAUAAAGAGAAACUUUAGGCUUAUUUUUAAGAUUCACCAGUGUCUGUUAAAUUCGUUGUGGAAUCUUAAAUUCCAAAGAUGAUACACUUACUAAAGACAAUCAUCAAUGUUUGGGUAUAUUAUAAGUUAUAAUAUGAAUAGAGAAAUGUACAAAUCAUAUGGUAGAUUCUUUUAGAAGUAUACAAGAUGCAUAUAAAUGA